Molecule: messenger RNA, 2451 nt
Organism: Propithecus coquereli (Coquerel's sifaka)
Lineage: Eukaryota; Metazoa; Chordata; Mammalia; Primates; Indriidae
Gene: ANXA6
Product: annexin A6
Exons: 26
Coding region: 114-2096 (660 amino acids)
Biological process (GO): apoptotic signaling pathway; neural crest cell migration; mitochondrial calcium ion homeostasis
Cellular component (GO): cytoplasm; focal adhesion
Molecular function (GO): calcium ion binding; ligand-gated monoatomic ion channel activity; calcium channel activity
Source: RefSeq, a predicted model, not a curated record
GCGCUGCGGCUGCUGCUCCGCUAACGGGCUCCGACCCAGCGAGCUCCGCGUCCGCGCGUCCGUCUGCGACAAGAGGCUUCGCCCGCGUGGAUUCUGCUGCAGAACCUGAGACCAUGGCCAAACCAGCACAGGGUGCCAAGUACCGGGGCUCCAUUCAUGACUUCCCAGACUUCGACCCCAGCCAGGAUGCUGAGGCGCUGUACGCCGCCAUGAAGGGCUUCGGCAGUGACAAGGAGGCCAUACUGGAGCUGAUCACCACCCGGAGCAACAGACAGAGACAGGAGGUCUGCCAGAGCUACAAGUCCCUCUAUGGCAAGGACCUCAUUGCUGACCUGAAGUAUGAGCUGACGGGGAAGUUUGAACGGCUGAUCGUGGGCCUCAUGCGGCCACUUGCCUAUUGUGAUGCCAAAGAGAUUAAAGACGCCAUCUCGGGCAUUGGCACCGACGAGAAGUGCCUCAUUGAGAUCUUGGCUUCCCGGACCAAUGAGCAGAUCCACCAGCUGGUGGCAGCAUACAAAGACGCCUAUGAGCGGGACCUGGAGGCUGACAUCAUGGGCGACACCUCUGGCCACUUCCAGAAGAUGCUGGUGGUCCUGCUCCAGGGAACCAGGGAGGAGGAUGAUGUAGUGAGCGAGGACCUGGUACAACAGGACGUCCAGGACCUGUACGAGGCAGGGGAACUGAAAUGGGGAACGGAUGAAGCCCAGUUCAUUUACAUCUUGGGAAAUCGCAGCAAGCAGCAUCUUCGGUUAGUGUUCGAUGAGUAUCUGAGGACCACGGGAAAGCCGAUCGAAGCCAGCAUCCGAGGGGAGCUGUCCGGGGACUUUGAGAAGCUAAUGCUGGCUGUGGUGAAGUGUAUCCGGAGCACCCCGGAGUAUUUUGCCGAAAGGCUCUUCAAGGCCAUGAAGGGCCUGGGGACUCGGGACAACACGCUGAUCCGCAUCAUGGUCUCCCGUAGCGAGCUGGACAUGCUUGACAUCCGGGAGAUCUUCCGGACCAAGUACGAGAAGUCCCUCUACAGCAUGAUCAAGAACGACACCUCUGGCGAGUACAAGAAGGCUCUGCUGAAGCUGUGUGGGGGAGAUGAUGAUGCUGCUGGCCAGUUCUUCCCGGAGGCAGCGCAGGUGGCCUAUCAGAUGUGGGAACUUAGUGCAGUGGCCCCAACAGAGCUGAAGGGAACCGUGCGCCCAGCCAAUGACUUCAACCCUGAUGCAGACGCCAAAGCGCUGCGCAAAGCCAUGAAGGGAAUCGGAACUGAUGAAGGCGCCAUCAUUGAUAUCAUCACGCACCGCAGCAACGCCCAGAGGCAGCAGAUCCGGCAGAACUUCAAGUCUCACUUUGGCCGGGACUUAAUGGCCGAUCUGAAGUCUGAGCUCUCUGGAGACCUGGCGAGGCUGAUUCUGGGGCUCAUGAUGCCACCGGCCCACUACGAUGCCAAGCAGUUGAAGAAGGCCAUGGAGGGAGCCGGCACAGAUGAAAAGGCUCUGCCCACAGCCCCUUUCUCUGUCUCAGACUAUCACAAGUCCCUGGAGGACGCUCUGAGCUCAGACACAUCUGGCCACUUCAGGCGAAUCCUCAUUUCUCUGGCCACGGGGAACCGUGAGGAGGGAGGAGAGGACCGGGACCGGGCCCGGGAAGAUGCCCAGGUGGCUGCUGAGAUCUUGGAAAUAGCAGACACGCCCAGUGGAGACAAAACUUCCUUGGAGACGCGUUUCAUGAUGAUCCUGUGCACCCGUAGCUACCCGCACCUCCGCAGAGUCUUCCAGGAGUUCAUCAAGAUGACCAACUAUGACGUGGAGCACACCAUCAAGAAGGAGAUGUCUGGAGACGUCAGGGAUGCGUUUGUGGCCAUCGUUCAAAGCGUCAAGAACAAGCCUCUCUUCUUUGCCGACAAACUUUAUAAAUCCAUGAAGGGCGCUGGCACGGACGAGAAGACCCUCACCAGGAUCAUGAUCUCCCGGAGCGAGAUCGACCUGCUCAACAUCCGGCGAGAAUUCAUUGAGAAAUACGACAUGUCUCUCCACCAAGCCAUUGAGGGCGACACCUCCGGAGACUUCCUGAAGGCCCUACUGGCUGUCUGUGGUGGUGAGGACUAGGGCCACCAGCUUUGGCGGGCACUUCUGCCGAGAAACAGUCAGCAGCUCCAGCCGCCAUGGCCAAGCGCGAUUGUUCCAGCUCCAGAGACAGGAACGGGCGGGGUGCGGGGAGGGUUAGGGUUGGACUCUUGUCUUCAACUGGGGCUUAGGAAAGGCUCCCACCCCCACGGGCCACUGAGGACCCAGCACGGUCACUCCUGCUCACGGCCGAGCGGCUGAAGAACCAUAGCCAUAGACCCCGUCCACCUUCACUCCCCUGACGCCUCAGCCUUUCCCAGCUUCCUUCCCUUGCCACAGCCUGUGCCCUGGUUUGGGCUUUGUCAAAUCCAGAAACAUACUGAGCCUCUGUCUGUAA